UCACAAGCUUUCCGCGAGCAAAUGUACGGUGGCCAGGUGUGAAUCGUGCGAAUGUAUACGUGUAUAUAGGACGCACGGCGCCGUUGAAGUCGCGCUUUAUUAUGAGUUUCGCGGUGAAAUAACGCGAAUGUGAAACAAUACAAGAUCGUCGCUGGCGUCGUCGAGUUUCACGGUCUAACGUAGCCGAUUCCUGGCGUUGGCGGAUCGUCCGGCGGGCACGUAUUACUCGCGUGCCACUUGGCGUGUCGCGCGCGAGUGUAACAUUGUCCGCGCGCUUUCUUUCUCGCGGCUCUUCGUUUUCGCGGAGACUCGCAGUUCCUCCCGCUGUCGAAGAAACCGCGCCAACGCCGUGGCCGUGUCAUCGUUGUUACCAACCGUGUCGAAAUGCCGCUGCUACGUAAACAACCGUUUCAGCGUCUCCACGUCUCCUCCGAUUUUAGGGACGACGACGAAGUAUUCUAUUGCGAGGUUACAAAUGAAAUAUUCAAGGACUACAAUGAAUUUUGUGCACGUAUUAUUUUAUGUAAUUCACUUAUAUGGUCAUGCAGUAUCACAGGAAGGACUAGUAUGACAUUUCAGGAGGCUUUAGAAUGCGAAGAGAAUGCAAAGAAAAGUUUGAAAGAGUUUCCGAUGGAGCUACGUAUCCCUAUACUAUAUCUUGCUAGUAAAACAAAUAGAUUCUCUUUUAAUGAGAUGAUUGAGGAUGUUUAUCAGUUUGCGAGAGACCGCUAUUUUGUAGGAGAAAUGGUAGAAGCAAGUUUUACUGAAGAAUCUUGGUGUAAUUGUCAUGUUCUUCAAGUUAUUGUACCUUCUGAGCAGCAAGUUAGUGCAUACCUAAAUGAAAAUGGCAGAAGCCUGCAAGAAAAUUAUUAUCAUCCUCCAGCAAAAUUAUUUCGUUACGAGGUAGAACAGUUAGAUUCUGGAGACUCUGAUGUCAGCCAACUCAUGAUAGUAGAAGCAUCUCAAGUCAGAAGACGAAAACAGCAUUAUAGCAGAGAGCGUAAUAAAAUAUUUCUUCGUCAGCUGUGUGAACAAAAUGCCAGUGGCACCUGGGUAGUAAAGGACAGUGUUUUGAAAAAGUACGGAGUCAGCAAAGUUCGUUUCGAUACUAUAUUUGCAGGAACACUACCAGAUUUUACAAUGCGUAUCAAGAAAUCUGUUAAACAAAGGCAAGAAUCCAUAAAUAAGUUUCUCACCACAGAUGUGUCUAAGCAAAAGACACUGGUGAAAGCGGAUCUUCAGAAAAAAGUUGGCGAUACCGGAAAGGUCAAUGACAAUGGCGGUGUGGUGGUGAAGAAAAUUCGAAAACCAAGAAUGAAUGGCAAAUUUAAGGAAGAACUUAAGGCGAAAGCUCUGGAAGAGAAAGCAAAACGUAAAGAGGAAAGGGCCCUGAAAAGCGAGCACCUAAAGGAAAAGAAGCAAAAAUUAGCAGCUUUAGCGGCAUACGUAAAACAAUGGAAUAAGCCGAGAGAAGAUCUCGAGUGCGAGGAUCUUUGCCCCAUUCCUGAACCUACUGUUAUUAAAUGCAAUAUACCGAACGAAAAGUUUGGAGACUUUGCAAUGAUAUUAGAAUUUCUCCAAUUCUUCAACGAAGAAUUAGAGGCGUCUGAAUAUUUUGCUGGAGGCUUCAAUUUAGAAUUAUUGGAGAAGGCUUUGUUAACUAAAGAAGUAUCCGGUCCUUGGAGUGAUUUAUUGCAGUUGCUGUUAAUAAAUAUAUUUAAAUAUCAGAAAGAAGAAGAUAAUGAGAUUGAUGCACAAGCAGCAUCUAUUUUGUUAGACGAUAUUAGUCCUUAUGAAGGCGCAUCAUCAAUGGCAAAGGCUGUAAAACUCGCUACAAUGGCUUCUAGAUGGUGUCCGACUUAUCAAGGAUGCAAAUUAUCAGAAUUGACAGUGGAUCACGUAACUCUGAGCGAGAUAUUAAGGCAACAUUUAUUGAGCUCUGGUGGACGCAUAAGUGAAGCUGCUUCCAAAUGGCGAUACUCGCAGAAAGGUGGUUACACAAAUUUUGAUGAGCCAGCGCUUCUCCUAAGAAUAAAUGAAUGUUACAUUUUACGAUUGUUGGGUCACCGAAAUGUUUGCGAGCUCGAUUUAGAUGACAAAAUAAAAAUUGCGACAUGUUUGAUUAAUCAGUUACUCACAUUUGCACCGAUACGCGAUGCGAUUGAGGAACGGCACGAUAAACUACAUCAAGCAAAAAGGGAAUUGAAAUUGUUUUUGCUCGCUGAGCAGAAGAAGGAGAAGGAGGAGAAGGAAAAAAUGAGAGAACGUGAGAAGGAAGGCAAACUUGAGGAGGAAGAUUCAAAGCCGAAGAAAGUGACGCGUGGUAAUUAUGAGGAAGAAAAAAAAAAGGAAGAAUAUGAAAGCAAGUUGAAAGAGCUGCAACAAGCAUCAAGGGAUGACGCGAUGAUGCUUUUUUUGGGUGCAGAUAGAGCUCACCGAAGAUAUUGGAGAUUUUUAUCUAUACCAGGAAUAUUUGUAGAGAAUGACGAAUGGUGGGCUGGAAGUUGCCUUCCUGAAGGCACACCACAUCAUCCAGAGCUGCAAGAUAAAGAGUCAACAUACGCAUAUCUAAAAAAUAAGUUCGAAGAUGAAUUCAGUGACAAGGAGAAUAGUUUUAAAAAAUCAAAGAAGUCGCCGAAGAAGGUUGUGUCCUCGGACAAGAACGGCGUGAAAUCGCCGCGGAAGGAAGCAAGUCGAAAAGAAUUUAAACAGGACCUGACUAACAUUAAAAAGAACUUGGUAUUGUGUACAGGUGACAAAGACUGCCCUGUUCAUUGCAAGAGAUCACCACUGAAAUGGAGCUUUUACGGGAAUCAGGAGGACAUUCAAGCGCUAAUAAAUAGUUUAAGUACAAGGGGCAUCAGGGAAAGUGAGCUCAGACAUAAUCUUAUACAAGAAAUGGAUAGUUUGCUCACUGUUAUCAACGAAUGUCCCAAGCAUAGAUUAAAUCCUGACGUAUUUCCAGAUCCUAGCAAAGGACAGAUCAACAAGGCGACGAAGAAGAACAAGUACGAGAACUCAAACUUGAAUUUUCCCCCGGAGAUACCAGUUGACGAAGUGAUGGAAUUAACUCUGAGAGAUUAUAUUUUGGACUUUGAGGACAAGAUCAAAGCAGGCUGCUUGGGCUGCCUGAAGAUCAUCAAUCGCGAGGUUUGGAGAAACGCGAUCAACCAGCGAGGUUACGACAAACAGUGCGAUAAAUUAAUAUGCGCCAGUGGCGAGAUAGAUAUAGACACGCCUGCCAACAUCUUGAUAGACAAGAUAAAGAACGAGUCUAAAUACAGUAGACCUGGUACACCAGACUCUGAGGUUGGCAGUAUUAACAUAAAGACUUACAGGGAUCCGGGGAUGUACUUAGAUUUACCUAGCGGAAAUGAAAUGGUGCCGGAUCAGAAACAACAAGCGAUUAUCAAGCAGCUGGCUUGCGCUAUUCUGCAGUUGUCCCACGGUGUUGAGCAAAGGUACUUACACAGACCAUUGGGGCCCGAUCAAAAAGACAAGAAGUGGUUAAGCGAAGAGGCACGAGAAAAAUGGGAACAGUCGCUUAUGGCGUCGACAAAUUGGUCUCAAUUAUUUAUUCACUUAAGUACCUUAGAAAAUAGCGUCGCAUGGGACAGAAGUGUGUUGAACGCUCAGUGUCGUAUAUGCCGAAGGCGUAGAGACGCGGAAAAUAUGUUACUCUGCGACGAAUGCAACAAAGGACACCAUCUGUACUGUUUAAAACCAAAACUUAAUGCUGUACCAGAGGGAGAUUGGUUCUGUACAACGUGUAGACCGCCAGUGAUAAAACCCAAGAGAAAGAUUCAGAAACGAAAGAGGUUCGAAGAUGAAAUGGAAGACGAAGCGAUAUUGACCAAAGAAACGCGACAUAACCGCGCCAGACGCGCGAUACAGUUUACUCUUAGCGAGGAGGAAAUUGGAUUCGAUCAAGAAGACGAUAAUGAUCAAGAGAGCGAUGAAGAUAUAAACGCACAGUCGGGAAAUAUAUGCGCAUCUUGCAAGAGCGGUGGGAAACUGAUCGCUUGCGAUAUAUGCCACGAUCGUUAUCACUUGGAGUGCAUAGAACCACCGUUGUCGAGAGCUCCUAGAGGAAGAUGGUCUUGUACAAAGUGCAAGGAUAAAAGAAGGAAUGUUACGAAAGUGAGGGGGCGCGAAAGGGAAAGAGACAAGGAGAGGCUGUGCGCAGCAGCAGCACGCUCUCGCAUCCAUGGCUUUGCCAAGAGCCUCCUCACUACAGAAUCUACAGACUGGGACGAUAGCAGCGCAUCGGAGGACACCGAACCGAGGCAAACGCGACGCGCGACUAAGAGGGCCGCUGAAAUUGAACACGAGGAAGACAAAAGCUCGAUCAAAGGAUCCAUGGCGAGAUUGCAAGAAUUACUGUCCGACAUUAGGCACCACCGAGACUCCUGGCCGUUCCUCUCGCCCGUUACGAAAGAUGAAGUCCCAGAUUACCACGACAUCAUUUCUAACCCGAUGGAUUUCGGUACAAUCAAAUACAAGCUCGGUAACGGGGAUUAUCAGAGGGUAGAAGAGUUUUUUAGCGACUGCCAAUUGGUUUUUGAUAACUGCAGAUUGUACAAUAAGGAGCACAGUUCUGUCUACAGCUACGUGUACAGGGCAGGAACGCGACUACUCAAGUACUUUGAAAAACGCUGCAAAGAAUUGGGAUUGGAUCUUGGCGAAGCGCUGUUUCAAGAGCCUAAGCCUAAGAGGGCGAGAUUGAACGGCGAUGGUUUUGAAGAAAAUGGAGCGACCGACAGCGAGGACGAUGAAGGGGAGCUACAGAAAAGAAGAUAGAAGCGAGACAUAAUAUAUAUUUCAGUAUGCAUACUCUCAUGAGAUUCUUAAAUCUUUAUGCUUCUCGUAAAUUUGAUAUAUUUUCAACUUAUACAGACCUAUGUAUCGAUACCAAGCGAUGAAUAGAUUCUGGUAUAUAGCUCAAGACUUUUAUAAACUAUGUACCGAUUCUUUUCGCAGCGUGUAACAAAAAAGAUUAUUCCAACAAUUUGCGGAAUAGUACAACUGUGAAAAUUUAUUUUGCGAAAUCGAUAUGAACGGAGAAAAUUUUCUUUACUCUCUAGAAUUUAUUUUACCUCGAGGCUUGUAAUAAAGAUGUACGCAGUAUUAUUUGCAACAAUUCAUAUACGUAAGUCGCACUACAUAUACUUUUUAAGUAUAUCGCACGUAUGCAUUGUAUCGAGUGUACGCAUCCUGAAACAAGCAUAUACGAGCAGCGAGUUAGUUCCAUUUGCUUUGAAUUGUACAAGAGUAGCACUAUUUUCUUUAUAAGUGUAUUGUUAAAGAAGAAAAUAUUCGUUACUACGAAAUUAAUAUUUUCGCAUUUUCUUCUCGACAAUUAUUUAUUAUGUUAUUAUUAUUCGCGCAUUUCGUGCACAUACUCUUAUCUAUGGCUAUUGAUGAUCGUUUACUGUGUAUGUGGUAAGUUAAAUGUUAGAAAUUUUAUUCCUUUCACCCUUCCCCCCUCUCAAGAGAAAAAAUACGCGCAAAGUUUAACCGUUAAAACACGAGAAUUAUGUCGCGAUAGAGAGUUGCGGGAUACGUUAAAAUUCAAAGUUACUUCGUUCUAGCUGAACACUGCUUUUGGAAAAUGCAUAAACACUACUCAUAAAUUCAUGUUUGUAGAUCCAGACAAUAAAGUUGGGUACUUUUGUA
This is a messenger RNA of Odontomachus brunneus, 5676 nucleotides long. RefSeq names its product bromodomain adjacent to zinc finger domain protein 1A (gene Acf). NCBI's taxonomy places the organism in Eukaryota, Metazoa, Arthropoda, Insecta, Hymenoptera, Formicidae. The coding region runs from base 385 to 4800 and encodes 1471 amino acids. The transcript is spliced from 14 exons. Gene Ontology annotation, biological process: chromatin remodeling. The record is from RefSeq and is a predicted model, not a curated record. Gene Ontology annotation, molecular function: protein binding.